UGGUACACUUGUAUACGCUUAGCCUCUCAGGUAUAUUCUUUCAUUCAAGAUACAAUCUUGAACUUCUUUAAUUUUCAUCUACAAACCUAGAAUUUGAUUCUAGCUCAUUCAUAUUUGAGUACAAUUCAUUUGCAAUAGCAUAGAUGAAGGGCAAAAAUGUGGCUAAUAAGGUGGAUGAGUCGAAGAAGAGGAUAUCAAGUAGAAAAAUUGGAAAGUUUCUCAAGGAGCAGAGAGGAAGGCUUUACAUUAUGAGAAGAUGUGUAGUCAUGCUACUUUGCUGGCACGAUUAAUGGCACCAAGUCAUAUUUUAUACAUAUAUGAGAUUGGAAGACAAAAGGGAUGGGACACUAGUAGUGUUCCCUUUUGUCAGCCUCUCCUUUCAAUUGUAAAGAGAAAAGAGGAAUAUUGAGCGAGAAUAAUUAGCUAAAAAUUACAACAGUAGCAAUUUAGUUGGUAAAUUAAUCUAGUCUCUGCGAUUCGUAUAUGAUUUUAAUUAUUGCGUAACAAUGCUAGAGCUUUCGAUACUGGCUUCUUACCUUAAAUUUGUAAUGCAUUAGCCUCAUCUAGCUUUAUCAUCUA
Molecule: messenger RNA, 579 nt
Organism: Lycium barbarum (goji berry)
Lineage: Eukaryota; Viridiplantae; Streptophyta; Magnoliopsida; Solanales; Solanaceae
Product: small polypeptide DEVIL 4-like
Exons: 1
Coding region: 144-290 (48 amino acids)
Biological process (GO): negative regulation of cell population proliferation
Source: RefSeq, a predicted model, not a curated record